Molecule: messenger RNA, 1912 nt
Organism: Pisolithus orientalis
Lineage: Eukaryota; Fungi; Basidiomycota; Agaricomycetes; Boletales; Pisolithaceae
Exons: 5
Coding region: 286-1815 (509 amino acids)
Source: RefSeq, a predicted model, not a curated record
UGCUUCUCUGAAAUGUAUUUAAUUGUUUCAGGGUCGACGAAAGGCACGAGGAGUGUUCUCAGUAGCGACAGGUGAGCACUUCUUGGUGACACAGUGAGAUUAUCGUAUUAGACCGGGACUUAUUACCGAGCACGUUUGUGGGUUAGGAAGACGCGGCGGUUAUUACGCUUUAUUUCGGUGACACAGGCAGCCAUCCCUUAUCAUGCCGUCAACUUUACGGCCAGUGCUCCCACACCACCUUGGGGGACUCGUCUCGGACACCCGUCAAUUCGGGUCUUCUGAGCGAUGAACUUGGCCGAGACGAAGUUCUCCGUCGAUAGAUGUACUCCUCGCGAUAAGUACGCACGUACAUAUACCUUCAUGCCAAAAUCUAUUCCCGGUAUAGAUGACCUCGUUCUCGACUCUCCGCUCAACGCAUUCUGCGUCAUGGGUGACGAAUUUCGGCCCAAUCCACGCCCACGACCUUCCCCACUGGAGGGCAUUUGGAGGAGUGGGGAUUCCGGUGCACCAGCUGAUAAGCCAUCCGUUGCGCCUUACCGGUGCGAUGGAAAUAUGGAAGAAAACCUUGUCGAUCGCACGGACAAGCUCUCCACACCCCAGUCACCGAUAUCCCCUUCCUUCAUCGCAAUCGACAGUGCACUGCGCGAUGCCGGUUUCGAUACCAGUUGUCUCGACGCCCUGGAUGAACAACUCCUUCGUUCACCGACAGAUUGUUUCUCAGACAUUUGUUGGGCCACUGCUGUGCAGGAUGACCAAGUCUGGUAUCAUCAGCAAGAAGCUGCUGAGCUGGACGUUGAUAUCGUGGAUAUGGGCGUAAACGUCGAUGCAGCGGAAGAGAAACGGAUGGACACGAUCAAGAAGAGCCCCAGGAAGGGAUGUCGGGAUGUUUACGUCCCUCCGUCUCCCCGUCUGCUGCCACCACAACCGAAACCGGUGAUACGUCCGCCACCAGUACAGACCACCGUACCAUCGGUGCCCGCAGCGCCGUUGUCAUCCUCACUGUCUUCAGCGGACAGUGAGGAAAUGAUGAGUCUGGACACGGUGCCGAAGAAAAAGGUUGUGGAUGCCGCCCCGUUACCGCUUCGUCACGAGAAAAAAAUGCCCCUUAAACUCGCUCAUUCCGCGUAUGAAGCACAUCAUAUUGACCUUGUGUUAACGUCAUCUGUGCCAUCCCCGGUGCCAUUAUCACCGACGGCCAACGGGUUGAUGGCGGGCAAAGGGGACCGUCCCGACGUUCUUGCGGCCUCGGAAGCGAGGAUACUCUACUCAAACCCGAACGAGUCGGUCCACUACUUUCCCGUUUCGCGUGAUCGAGAGAAGAAGGAGAGGCGGGAUCGCACUACGUCAGCUUCGCGGGAUGUGAACCGGAAGAAAAUUCAUCCCCAAUCACGGAUUCACACACAAAUGCCGUCUCCGCCGCCGUCACCAUCCCAUUCACCUUCGUCCUCUGGGUCUUCUAGGUCGCACUCUCAGGGGCCAGGAGGUAGAAAGUCUAAGAAACAGCGCCCUGCGAUAUCUAAUCCAGUUCCUUUACCUCCUCACGUGGCGAACGCGAUCGCCGGAGCAACCAACAUGAACAUGAGUACGACACACGUGCACACGAUGCCCAUUCCUAUCCCUACGUUCCCUACUUCUGGUUACUAUACAUCUCCCCCUUCGGCGCCUCCCCUACCUCCGCCUCGAUUUGCCAUGUCUGAUGCGGUGGAUUAUCUACACAUGCCCGGUACACCAAAAUCUCCUGGUAAAACUCUCCGCAAGAUUUCGAGUGCAUACUCUACGUUAACGGGGCGCAAGAGAGUAAAGUCUGCGGUGUAGUUUGUGGUUUAUUUGUUACUCCUGGGGGUUUGGGGCUGCGUCCGCCAAAAUAGUCUCGGCAUACUAAUUACCCGUCUUGGGUUCCUGUCGCUCUUUU